Penicillium roqueforti is the source of this 420-nucleotide messenger RNA. RefSeq lists its product as uncharacterized. The record is from RefSeq and is a predicted model, not a curated record. The coding region runs from base 1 to 420 and encodes 139 amino acids. The transcript has 2 exons. NCBI's taxonomy places the organism in Eukaryota, Fungi, Ascomycota, Eurotiomycetes, Eurotiales, Aspergillaceae. Gene Ontology annotation, biological process: symbiont-mediated hemolysis of host erythrocyte.
AUGGAACAUCAUGUCACACAGCGUCUUUCCAUCAGCGUCCAGAACGAUCUUCCUAAGGGCAACAUUGUCAUCAAGACCACCGUCAUAGCCUGUGGUCAACCGUACGAAAAAAGCGAUAUCGCUAAGCUUUUGUCUCCCGAAGACGUGAAUCAAAUAAUGAUUCCACAUGAUGAGAACAGAACAAUAUCAUUCUGUGGCAGCGCAACUUACAGAGUGGGGGUCGAAGGCACUUUGGAUUUAUACCACGAUAUCGACGGUCAAAUAGUCUCGCUGUAUUGGAAUGGUCCAUGGACUCGGACUCAUAAUCAGUUUGAUAUGGCGAACCUCAACUGUGAAGAGUACACUGUGAAUAUGUCCCCUAUUCAGGAGAGCGGUAUUUUAGGUGAUGUUUCAGUUAUUGUGGCACAGACAAGUCGAUGA